Molecule: messenger RNA, 3425 nt
Organism: Anopheles aquasalis
Lineage: Eukaryota; Metazoa; Arthropoda; Insecta; Diptera; Culicidae
Product: phospholipid phosphatase 1-like
Biological process (GO): phospholipid dephosphorylation; signal transduction; phospholipid metabolic process
Cellular component (GO): plasma membrane
Molecular function (GO): phosphatidate phosphatase activity
Source: RefSeq, a predicted model, not a curated record
GCGAAACGUGGUCCGAGACGGUUGUCGGUCGUGCAGCUGCUGUUGCUCUAGCUGAGCGAGCCACAACAUAUUACGCGUGCAGUAAAGUUUUCUAUCGAUCGGCCGCAGAGAUCCGCGAGUGUUUAUUUAUUGACGUGUUUUACUCUGCUCUGCUUCGGAAGCAGCAGUACCUUCUGGACCUGGUCCCCGGGGGCAUAAUACCGGUUGAUCGGUGUAACGGUCUGUGUGGAAUUAAAAAAAAAAUGUUUUUGUUUUGAUACCUCCCGACCUGGCCGCGCGAUAGACGACGGUGCGGACGCCUGGCUAGCCGGCCGCAUCCUCAAGGACCCAUGAGUGAACAGCGCAUCCGAGUGAUUGAUUAUCAGUGAUUACAGGGGAGGGGCAGUAAUGGUUAUUAGCCUUGUAUGUGUGAUAGUGACAACGAAAUGUCGACAUCGAUCCUGUCUGCCUACUUCUAAUCCAGUAUAAAACGUGCUCCGAAAGGAACAGUCACACUCACCAGCGAUAGGCUGCUUCUGGUUCAGCCUGGACAGGAUUGUCCUCGAAAAAAACAAACAACGUUCCCGCGAUCAGCUCCGGGAGGGAAUUAAGCAAGGACUGGCGGCGUCCUGCUGUUGGCGACGGCAUUAAUAAAUUAAUUAACUUUGAUCGUGAUGGCGCUGGUGGUGGCUAAAUCAAGCUAAUAAACAUACAGAAAACGACCACGGCGCAGCGCAAACCACCCGAAACGCCGCAUAGAGAAGGGGAAUCGGAUCGUAUUUUUCGAUUGCCACAGCGUGGAGUGAUUGCCGGUGGCGGAGAGUGAAGCCCGGAGUGUGUGUUGAUACGGAACUUCCGUUAAUCUGCCUCGUAAUUGGCCCGCCUCGGUACAACGGAGCAGAUUUAGAGUGGCCAGAAAACGGGCAAACCAGGGGAGAUCGAAAGCAACCCGUAAACAGUUGGUUCCGGUGAUUUUACGGAAUACACGGGCCCGUUUUUUUUCUCAGGCAACGUUAGGGUUCACCCUCGGUUUAUCAUGGUGCGCAUCUGAUAACACAAGUGUCUCACGUGCUAGUCUGUGUCUGCGUCUGUGUGCGAUUGUGUUUUUAUUUGUUUUAUCUGCGUCCCCGUAACACGGAACGGGACAUCGCGUUUAUUGGCACAAAUCAUAAUUGUAUCGUCGUCGAGCGCGCACGAGGAGAACGCAACGGUGGUGUAUGGCCACGGACGCUCGUUGCUUCCAACUGCUGCUGCAUGAUCAUUUAUGAUCAUCUCUCCCUCGCAGAAAGACCGCCGGGGGCCCCCUACCGGAAAGGAAGUGCUCGAUUGUGCAAAUUCGUUGUCCAUCGUCCGUCGAUUGGCCAGCCUGGUGGACGCUGGCUAAUCUCACGGGUCAGCCACGCAAAUCGGGAGCAAUUCCUCCCCAUGAUAACGCUAGACUGUCGAUUCUAGUACGACGUGUGUGUCUUUGUGUGUAGACGAGUGGAACUAGCGCUUGUCGUGGAUCCGAGGGGUGUAUCUGCGGCGCAAACCACCACCGCAACUGUUGUUGUUCGCCAGUUCGGAAUUGUUCGCAUUGUUGUCACUUCGACGAGUGCGAGUGUGUCGUUGGUGCAGUGUCCAGUGUACUCCGUGUUGUUCCGCGGCCAUCUGUAUCUCCGGUCAUCCGGAGUUCCCGACGUGAAACCAUGGCAGACGUCGAAUCGCAGAAGAUAUGCGGCAAAGCGAAGGCCAGGAUCACGCUGCCCGUCGCCAUCGAUGUGGUCAUACUGACGCUAGUUGCCUGCUUCCUCAUCCUUACCGAGCUCGGUUUGCUGCCGCAAGUGGUGAAACGUGGCUACUACUGUAACGAUCAGUCGAUCCGGCAUGAGUACAAGGGCGAUACCAUAACGACCGUCACCAUACUGCUCAGUGGGUUCGUUCCCAUCGUUUUGAUAUGGCUGACGGAAGCGUUGCUCUACACACCAUCGAUCAACUGUAGCAAAGCGGACUCGGAGUCCCGGUGCCGCGGUUCAUGGCGCGAGGCCUGGUACUGGUCGGUAAAGUAUGGCCGCGGGCUCGUCACUAUGCUAGUCAUCAUCGGUACGAUUAAGAUUUUCCUUGGCGAAUUGCGGCCACACUUUCUGCAUACCUGCAAGCCGGAUGUAGUCUGCGAGGGUGACGCCUACAUCACGUCGUACACCUGCCUGAACGAGGAGGAAAGCCUAUACUUCAUACGGGAUGCCAGCAAAUCCUUUCCCUCGGGCCACUCGGCGAUGAGCGUGUUCGAGGCCAUCUUCAUGAUCUGGUACUUGCAACGGCGCGUUCCACGGCUGCGCACGGUGCUCACGAUUCCCCUGUGCCAGAUGAUGCUCAUGUGCUGGGCCGUCUUCUGCUCUCUAUCACGGAUCACCGACAACCGGCAUCACUGGUGGGACGUGCUGGCUGGUUCGAUUGCCGGCUGCCUGGCUGCGAUCAUGACGUGUCUCUUCGCCUGCCGUAACUUUGAUGCCAGCCGGCGAAAGCGAAAGUCGUCCUCCGUGUACAAGGACCACGACCAUAAGCUAAUCAACAACAGCAACACAACCACGGUCGGUGGCGUUAGCGUCGGUACGCCGUUGCAUAAGGAGGAGAACAUCACGCUGAACCACGUGAUCCUCGCCUGACGAGUGUCACCGCGAUGACGAUCAUCCGGGCAGCAGCAACGGCAGGAGGAGCGGCGGUGGUGGUGGUGGUGCGGUCUCGUCAGCAGAUUCGGUUUCGGUUCGGUAAAGGGAGAACCCAAUAUUCCACAGAAACAGUAUUCCGUGUUAUGUAUUGUAGCGAUGUUUUAAGUUACGACAAGUUUAUUUUAUUUUCCAAUUCAUCGAGCUCCCUGAACCGACGGUUCCAGGGGGAGGGAAGCCCACAUUGGCACAUCCUCCGGUAACAGCAAUCAACCACAAAACCCAAGGUAGACGACAGCAUGCCGGGCAGCAAAGCGUGCCGGCGUGACUGGAGUAUACUGGCCCGUAGAGAACACUAAGUAUGGCCACCCCUUUACCAGGCAACACUGUAGCAUAAGAGCGAGCGUACCAAGCGUUCCGCGGGCGUAACAUGCGGAACAGAAAUGUGAUAUUAAUCCAUAAGCCACACAAUAAUAUCCCAUUAGGUCGGGAGAGAAUAUAGAGGAGAUUAGUUUUGAACCAUUGGAGGUACAAUGAUUUUAGUUGUUUAACGCUAGGAUGUCCAAGUGUCGAAGCAAAAGUGCCAAACUCCAAACAUUAUGAACGAACGACCAUGCGCCGUUCGCGAUAGGAUCCGAUAAGAGCGAUGUUAGGGCAGUCAUAGCAAGAAGAUUCACAUUUGGAACGUUAAUUUAACCAACCGCAACAGAAAGAAGAGGAGACGUAUUAAUGUAAGUAAGAAUGAGCAGGAUGGGAUUGGGUAUAUUUGAGAUUAAUAAAUAUUGUAUUAUUUAUAAAUAA